AUGGCAGACGAAAAGGGAUCAAACUCCGCGAACGAGUCCGACUGUUGGCUCGGGCUGUUCAGGAAAGAAAAAGCGGGUGCCCCGCCGCCGGUGGAUCGACCGGUGCUUAUCGAUAAGCCCCAAAUUUCUCGAGGCGAUAUCUCCGAAUCCACGUGCCACGCGCUGGAGAACCGUCAGGGUUCCGAAAGACGUUGCCUUUUCGUCCCUUCCUACCACCGAUUCGAACAUACUAUCAUGGCGGAUGCGGACGAGGAAGCCGUUCGCGGCACUGCGGUGGAAGCCACGCAGAUUGAGACAGAUCUCUCGGAUGAAACGCAGGAUUUUCGACUACUAAACCACCUCAAUUUGUAUGCAAAGCUGAGCUCCCAGAGCCCGUGGCAUGCGCCAACUCGACAUCGCGCUCUCCCCGUUCAUUGCUUAGGCCUCACAGAUUCAUCCGCUUCCAGCCUGCCGCGGCGCGGUGAGAAAGACUUCGAGCCCAAUCCGACUCUUUUCCAAGCCGAUGUGCUCUCUGCGUCUCGACAGGCGAUGCACAAUGCGCUUGCGCAUCCUCGUCUACAUAAUCCCAAAAACCAAGUGAUUGCUAUAUACGCCCCCGAUGGACCUCCUCCGCCGCCGCCGCCGCCGCCCCCAUCUUCCUCUUCUCCGUCCACUGUGCAGGGCCAGGGCCACGACACAGCCAAGCCGUCUGGAAGGGGCGCCAUGGUUUCGCCCGACGCCUGUGUUUAUGUGCCGAAUCCAAAGGGCCAGUAUUUCAAAAGUAUGGGCCAGGCGGAUCGAAAAGGAGUCAUGUGGUUAUUGCCCGAAGAGGCGUUGUAUCUGCUGGAAAGAGGGAGCCUGGAUAUCCGUUGGCCUGCGUCGAUCACAGGCAGGUCCAGUUCCACCGAGGAUGCGGCUGAGGGCAACGAGGAUGAUCUUUCGAUCCCGAUGAGUCUACAAGCGGCGUAUGCCUGCUUGAUCGGACGAGGUGGCUUGACCUUGGAGCGAUUCUCCGUUUUUUCCAGCCUGAAGAGGAUCGGCUAUGCAAUUGUUCGAGCACCCGGAUGGGAUGAGUCGACGACGACAAUGGGGGACGCUACCGACUCAAAUGACUGUCGAGAUGUCUAUUCACAGCCCCUGAUGCGCGGAGCGGGUCUUGCUGGGAUAUUCGGGCGGAUUUUCAAAUGGAUCAAUGAUCCUUACUGUACCUCUUCUCUGGCGGCUGGACCCGUCAUUGGAUAUGGAAUUCACCGGAGCUACUCCGACAUUUACCAAAAACUCGCGCUCAUUCCCUGGUACGACCCAACACUCGCCCCUCAACGAAACCCCCUCGACGCGCCCGCCCCCUUCCGCUCCGCCCUACCCCCUCCGGACUUCCGCAUCGCCGUCGUCAACACCCGUGAACACGACACCAUCCCCACUCUCGAACAACUCGGCGCUCUGCUCGAAAGCACCCCACUCGACCCUCCCUCGGGGGAGAAAAUGGAGCGUCAGCUAUACAUGCGUCUCCGACACGGGUACCGCAACGUCAUUCUGGCGGUGGUCGAUCAGGGCGUGACGAGCUUUCUGAGAGUGGCGGAUGCGGCAUUUGGCAAGGAGAGGAUUUAUGAGGCGGCCAAUGCGCCGAUGGGAUCGAAGAAAGGUGGGAAUUUUAGAAAGAAAAAGAGGUGA
This is a messenger RNA of Penicillium oxalicum, 1650 nucleotides long. Its product is annotated as tRNA-splicing endonuclease subunit SEN54 family protein. Gene Ontology annotation, cellular component: tRNA-intron endonuclease complex. The transcript is spliced from 4 exons. NCBI's taxonomy places the organism in Eukaryota, Fungi, Ascomycota, Eurotiomycetes, Eurotiales, Aspergillaceae. Gene Ontology annotation, biological process: tRNA-type intron splice site recognition and cleavage. The record is from RefSeq and is a predicted model, not a curated record. The coding region runs from base 1 to 1650 and encodes 549 amino acids.